AUGCCUAAGCAGUCGUCAAAAUCGGGAAAGAGGCAGAAGCGAGACGAUGACAAUGACUCGGACGAGAGCGCCGACGACGACAUCCAGCCCAUACACUUCUUCGUUCCGGGCGAAAACAUCAAUGCGGCCGUUCUGGUGGAAUAUAUCAACCGCUAUGUCGACCGGACGGCGAAGAUUACAUCGGCCCAGCAUCCCACCGAUAAAAAUCGGACGGGUUUCAAUGUUUCUGCAAAAAGAUCCCUCAAUGCCGUUAGCAUCCGCGAUCUCAUAAACGACUCUAAAGACUGGGAUCUGGAAACACAAAGCAGAGAGUACAGAAGGAAUCCGUACGACUAUCGAGAGUCUGAUACCGCGAAACGCCGGGCCAAAAAGGGCCCCUCGGAAGGCGGCACAAACCGUCCCCAGCAACCACGAGCAAGGCGAGAAACCACGGCUGAACCGCAAGAUGUCGGGCGGCAAGAGAGAGGCCCUGUCCAGCCGAGUGGAGGUAGUGGCGCUUCGCAACCCCAUUAUCAGGCCCAAUACGCCCAAUACUCCUCGCAGUCGCAGCCUCAGAAUGUCCAGGCAAGCUCGUAUGGGUAUACCCAGCCAACAAGCCCGCCCACCAACAUCAACAUCACCAUGAAUGCCGCAGCAUUCGCGCCGAGCCGAGCUGGACAGCCAGCGCAAUACCCCGCGGCGACAUACACCAGUGGCGGGUAUGCGCACCCAACGCAUCAAGAAUCGGAGCCACCGCCGGCUUACCAGCCUUCUAUAACAAGCCGCGGGGGAGGCUCAGGACCGCAACCUCCGGCGCAGCCCGGCCCUGACACGUUCGAUGCGGACAAGCCAGCAAUAAGUCGAUCACAGAGUGCCCAACAGCAAGAGCGUCGAGGUUCAAGCUAUGAUCAGUCGGGUCGAAGAUCCGCUCGUUAA
Cladophialophora carrionii CBS 160.54 is the source of this 915-nucleotide messenger RNA. RefSeq lists its product as uncharacterized. NCBI's taxonomy places the organism in Eukaryota, Fungi, Ascomycota, Eurotiomycetes, Chaetothyriales, Herpotrichiellaceae. Bases 1 to 915 code for a protein of 304 amino acids. The transcript has 4 exons. The record is from RefSeq and is a predicted model, not a curated record.